Molecule: messenger RNA, 1353 nt
Organism: Microthlaspi erraticum
Lineage: Eukaryota; Viridiplantae; Streptophyta; Magnoliopsida; Brassicales; Brassicaceae
Source: the annotation of a GenBank genome assembly
AUGUCACUGAAGACGAAGAAACCGGAUUCGAUCCGGGAAGACGACGACGAGUGUUUAUUCGCCGUCGAAUACGACGGCCCGCCGUUAUCCUACGACAUCCCUCGCGCCGUUCCGAUUAACAUGGAGAGAAUCCCAGUCGCCGCCGUGGUUUCUCCGGUCUGCAUCUCCGACGACAUGUCGUUUCCCGUGAUUCAGCCGAUUCUAGCCGUGGAUCCUCUGAGCAACAAGAAGUUUCUGAGAGAAAUGGUCGUUGUUCCUUCUUCCGCGAUUAGCAAUUGCGGCGGAGGCGGAGGAGAAGAAUCCAGCGACAUUGAAUUAGUCUCCGAUUCCAUCACUGUCUCUCCUACUUCCGUCAUCGUCUUCGAGGAGCAGACGGAGGAGGAAAACGGCGCCGAUUGCGAGCUGAGCAGCUCGAACUGCGGAUUAUCCGGCGAGUUAUCCGAAUCGGUGAAUCGUCAAGAGAAAGAAGAAGAGAGCUUAGAUUUGAACGAUUCAUGUAACGAAUCGGUUCUAAGCAUCGAUUAUCCAUCUUCGAGAGUUACAGGAGAUUGCGUGAGUGAAACAAACGGAGAUAGGAAGCAGCAACCAGUUGUGACGUUCUUAGGUAUUGCUUCCGAUGAUGAGGAAGAAGAAGACUGUAGCAACCAGAAGCGGAUCCGUGUGGCUCCGGUGAAGAAACAGCCGCAAACAAAAGGGAAGAAAGGCUCUUGCUACAGAUGUUUCAAAGGGAGUAGAUUCACGGAGAAAGAAGUUUGCCUUGUGUGUGAUGCCAAGUACUGUAGUAGCUGUGUGCUUAGAGCUAUGGGGUCGAUGCCUGAAGGAAGGAAAUGCGUUUCUUGUAUCGGUUUCCCUAUAGAUGAAUCUAAGCGAGGGAAUUUGGGGAAGUGCUCGAGGAUGCUUAAGAGGCUGCUUAAUGACUUGGAAGUGAAGCAGAUUAUGAAGACUGAGAGGUUCUGUGAAGCUAAUCAGUUACCUGCAGAGUAUGUGUAUGUGAAUGGGCAGCCUCUUUACCAUGAAGAGCUUGUGACGCUGCAGACUUGCUCUAAUCCUCCGAAGAAGCUUAAACCUGGAGAUUAUUGGUAUGAUAAAGUGUCUGGACUUUGGGGAAAGGAAGGAGAGAAGCCUUAUCAGAUAAUUAGUCCUCAUUUGAAUGUUGGAGGUUCUAUUAGUGCUGAAGCUAGCAAUGGGAACACUCAGGUUUUCAUAAACGGACGUGAGAUUACGAAAGUGGAGCUAAGAAUGCUGCAGUUGGCAGGAGUGCAAUGUGCAGGGAAUCCUCAUUUUUGGGUGAACGAGGAUGGUUCGUAUCAAGAAGAAGGACAGAAGAAUACCAAAGGAUACAUAUGGGGAAAG